CCUAGAAAAGUGCUCAGAGUUGACUUUUCUCUUCUCUUUUGACUCUUUGAUAUGUUUAAAUGUCCGUUUUUCAGAAUCUUUCAGUUUUUCCUGAGGUCCAGCAGCUGUCAGCGAGUAAAGAGGAGGUUUCCCCUGAGCAGCAGGAGAAGAACUCCAGUUUGAACCGGAGGAACAUUAAAGAUGAACCAGAGGAACUGUGGAGCAGUCAGGAGGGAGAUCAGCUUCAAGGGCCAGAGGAGGUUGAUGUCAAGUUCACUUUUGUUUCUGUUCCUGUGAAGAGUGAAGAAGAUGAAGAGAAACCUCAGACCUCACAGCAUUAUCAAAGGCAGACUGAGCAGAUUGGAACAGGCGCUGAUGGAGAGAACUGUGGUGGAGCAGAUGCAGCCAGGUACUUUGAUCCAGAGAGAGAUGUACAACCAGAGACUGAGAUCAAGACUGAAGACUUGUCUGAUCCUGAGACUGAUGACAGCACUGAUUGGGGGGAGACGAAAGAACACCAGUCAGAUUUAAAGUCAGCGGAGAAAAGCACAAAAAAGAGAGCAAAGACUAAAAAUAAAUUUCAUACCUGCGCAGAGUGUGGUAAAAAAUAUAAAUACAAAUGUCACCUUACGUCUCAUAUGAAAAGUCACACUGGAGAGAAAGCCUUCACUUGCUCUGAAUGUGGUCCAACAUUUCAUCAAAAGAAUCAUCUUAAUUUUCACUUGAGAAUUCACAAAGGAGAGAAACCUUUUGUCUGCUCUGUGUGUGGUCAGAAAUUAACCCAAAAGAGAAGUUUAACUGCUCACAUGAGAAUCCACACCGGAGAGAAACCUUUUGUCUGCUCUCUGUGUGGCAAAAGAUUUGACCGUAAUACAAGUUUGACCAGUCACAUGGUUGUUCAUACCAGAGAAAAAACUUUCAGCUGCUCUGUCUGUGAUAAGAGAUUUACCCAAAAAGGUAGUUUGACUCAUCACUUGAGAAUUCACAAAGGUGAGAAACCAUUUGUCUGCUCUGAGUGUGGCAACAGAUUUUACGAUAGGAUAAGUUUGAACAGGCACAUGGUAUAUCAUUCUGGAGUAAAGCCCUUCAGCUGCACUGUGUGUGGUAAUACAUUUAUCCGAAAAGGAAGUUUAAACGCUCACAUGAGAAUUCACACAGGAGAAAAACCAUAUGCUUGCUCUGAGUGUGGCAAAAGAUUUUCCUAUAAAAUAAUUCUGACCAAACACAUGUUAGUUCACACCAGAGAAAAACUCUUCAGUUGCCCUGUGUGUGGUCAGAGAUUUUCCCGAAAACAACGUGUGUCAGAACAUAUGAAAAUUCACACAGGUGAGAAACCAUUCGUCUGCUCUCAGUGUGGCAUGGCAUUUAGCAUGAAAACAGCUUUGACUGGACACAUGGUAGUUCAUUCCAAAGAGAAACUCUUCAGCUGCCCUGAGUGUGGGAAGAGGAUUAUCUUAUACAGCACCUGA
This is a messenger RNA of Cheilinus undulatus (humphead wrasse), 1448 nucleotides long. Its product is annotated as gastrula zinc finger protein XlCGF57.1-like. Lineage: Eukaryota; Metazoa; Chordata; Actinopteri; Labriformes; Labridae. The record is from RefSeq and is a predicted model, not a curated record. The transcript has 3 exons. Gene Ontology annotation, biological process: regulation of transcription by RNA polymerase II. The coding region runs from base 60 to 1448 and encodes 462 amino acids. Gene Ontology annotation, molecular function: RNA polymerase II cis-regulatory region sequence-specific DNA binding; DNA-binding transcription factor activity, RNA polymerase II-specific.